Molecule: messenger RNA, 738 nt
Organism: Vombatus ursinus (common wombat)
Lineage: Eukaryota; Metazoa; Chordata; Mammalia; Diprotodontia; Vombatidae
Gene: TMEM174
Product: transmembrane protein 174
Exons: 2
Coding region: 1-738 (245 amino acids)
Source: RefSeq, a predicted model, not a curated record
AUGCAGCAGAACACCAACCUUGUGGAAGACUUCCCUCUCAAUGUAUUUUCGGUCACUCCUUAUACGCCCAGCACAGCCGACAUUCAGGUGUCUGAUGAUGAUAAGGCAGGAGCCACUUUACUGUUCUCAGGUAUCUUUCUGGGACUGGUAGGGAUCACAUUCACAGUGAUGGGCUGGAUCAAGUACCAAGGCGUCUCUCACUUUGAGUGGACACAGCUUCUUGGGCCGAUUCUACUCUCAGUUGGGGUGACAUUUAUCCUGAUCGCCGUGUGCAAGUUUAAAAUGCUCUCUUGUCAGUCUUGCAAAGAAAGUGAGGAAAGAACGCUGGACACAGACCAGACUCUGAGUGGACAAUCUUUUGUUUUCACUGGGAUCAACCAACCUAUAACAUUCCAUGGGGCAACUGUGGUGCAGUAUAUUCCUUCUUACGCAUCUCAGGACACCGUCGGGGUAAAUGCCACUUAUCUGCCCCCGUUUGUGAAUCCUUUUGGUGUUGCCAACCCAGGAGGGCCAACGGGGCCUGUGCCAAGCCCCCCUCAGUAUUGUACCAUCUAUCCUCAUGAUAAUGCUGCAUUUACUGACGAUGAGCUCUACCCUUCCUAUAUGGACUUGGAUCGCAGAAAUGAUAACAGGUCAACUACUGAUGCUGAACAACUAGAGGAGAUACAGCUGGAAGACAACAGUUGUGACUGCCUUUCUCCUCCCUCAUAUGAGGAAAUAUACUCCAUCCCACGCUAG